Molecule: messenger RNA, 1422 nt
Organism: Ornithorhynchus anatinus (platypus)
Lineage: Eukaryota; Metazoa; Chordata; Mammalia; Monotremata; Ornithorhynchidae
Product: zinc-alpha-2-glycoprotein-like
Exons: 7
Coding region: 186-1274 (362 amino acids)
Biological process (GO): immune response
Cellular component (GO): external side of plasma membrane
Source: RefSeq, a predicted model, not a curated record
CUGGAGACCAUUGGAAUUUUAGGUAGCUUUUUGAGGGAGGGAAAGGCUAUGGUGGGGCAAAGAGAAGAGGCCAAGGAACUGGACCUGACAAGUAGUACUGGAGAGAAGGGAAUGGGAUCAAGGAUGUGAUAAGACUGACAGAGUAUGGUUGAGGUGUUGAACUGAGCUGCCUUAUCCAUCUUACAAUGCAUCUCCCCCGGACAGAGCAUCACAUUGGGACCUUCUUCUUAACGGCGGUUAGUGGUUACGACGGCUUCUUCGAGCUGACGGCCAUCAUCCUGCUGGAUGGGCAGCAGAUGGCAUCUUACAACAGCACAGUUCGGGAGGUAGUUCUCAGUCUGAACUGGUUGUACCAGGUGGUGGGUGGGCAGCUGGUCCAGGAGAAGAAGGCAGAGCUGGAGCGCUACGAGAAGGAUUUCCGCUGGGGCAUGGAGAACUGGGCUCGGUACCUGAACCACAGCAGCCGGACCCAAACGGUUCAGCUGAUCAUGGGCUGUGAGCUGGACAGAGGCGUCCAGGUGGUCUCUCGCUUCAGGUUUGCCUACGAAGGGCAGGAUGUCCUUUGGUUGGAUGAGCUGAAGGGGACCUGGGUGACUGCCGGGCCCGCUAAGAAGCAGUUUCGGCACUUCUGGGAAGAGAGAGUCUUCUGGUCUCGGGUAGCAGAACACUAUGUGAGAGAGGAAUGUCCCUUCCUGAUGAGGAUGGUUCUUCACUUCUGGUACCUCAGAGAACACAUACCCCCGGAGGUGACCGUAACCCGCCACGAUGCCAAAGAUGGCCGUGUUAUUUUCAUCUGCCUGGCCACCGGCUUCUACCCCAGCUCCAUCCUGCUGCGCUGGGUGAAGGAUGGGGAGGUGGGGCUGUGGGGCGACGAGAGCUCCAGCGGGACCCUUCCCAACGCCGACUUCUCCUUCUAUGUGCGCCAGACACUGGAAGUACAGGGAGAGGUUGGGGACUCUGGCUAUGCCUGCGUGGUGGAGCACAGUGCCCUGGAUGGGCCCAUCUUCUUCCCAGCCCCAGAGAAGUCUUCCUGGCUGAUGCCAUGGGACCAGGCCCUGGGUGUGAUGGCAGCCGCUGCGCUGGUGCUGAGCCCAGCUGUGGGCAUCAUCAUAUGGAAGAAGAAGAAAACAGAUUCAGAGGAACAGAUCACUGCCUCAGAGAAGGAGAUGACAUCCCUGGAUUGUCCUGAAGUGCAUCCUCCAGAGCCAACCAAUCCCAAUGUCUCCCUCGCCCCGGAUCCUGGCGCAGGGACAGGUGUGUCCUCUACCACCUAGAUUGCGAGCCCCUUUUGGGCUGUGCCUGGAUCUUCACUGAUUUAGCAACGAUUGUCCGAGUCUACCAUAGUGCUUUGCCCAGUGUAAAUGCUGAAUGAAUGUCACUGACAACAACCUGAAUCAAAAUAAUAAAGUUGAACCUCUCAUG